Cannabis sativa is the source of this 3537-nucleotide messenger RNA. RefSeq names its product alpha,alpha-trehalose-phosphate synthase [UDP-forming] 5. Gene Ontology annotation, molecular function: catalytic activity. The coding region runs from base 477 to 3062 and encodes 861 amino acids. NCBI's taxonomy places the organism in Eukaryota, Viridiplantae, Streptophyta, Magnoliopsida, Rosales, Cannabaceae. Gene Ontology annotation, cellular component: cytosol. The transcript has 4 exons. Gene Ontology annotation, biological process: trehalose biosynthetic process. The record is from RefSeq and is a predicted model, not a curated record.
AGUGUUUUUUUCAUUUCAUUUCAUCACCAAAAAUUAACACACAGUUUAGACUUUGUACUAUUUUUCUCUCUUCCACAUGUCAUCACUCAUCAUUCAUUCACUCACUCUCUCACUCAAUGUAGUGAGAGAAACAAAGAAAGAAAAGGAGAGAGAGAGAGAGAGAGAAUCCAAUUCCUUUUCUCGUGAAAGAGAGAGAAACAGAUAAUCCCAGUUGUUUUCUGAUGUAAUUAAAACAAAAAUCAGAAUGAAAAUUAUGUUACAAAUUGGAAAAAUUGAAACUUUAUAAAAAAGGGUGUGCUCUAAAAGAAAAAAAAAAUAAGUUUUUUUUUAAGAGAAAAAGAAAGAAUCUUUGGACCCUUUCUCUCUCUCUCUCUUUCCACUGGUGUCUCUAACUUCAAGGAACUCAACCUGAAUCGAACAAGAAGCAUUAAGUGAUUUGAGUUGAAAAAGUUGUUACCUUUACACACACAAAAAAAAUGGUUUCAAGGUCUUACUCAAACUUACUAGAUCUCGCUUCUGGUGACUCACUGAGUUUUGGCCGAGAGAGAAGGAGGUUGCCUAGAGUGGCAACAGUGGCCGGAGUUUUAUCAGAAUACGAUGAUGACAACAGCAACAGUGUCAACUCAGAUGCUCCCUCAUCAGUUGCCCAAGAGAGAAUGAUCAUUGUUGGAAACCAGCUUCCACUUAGAGUGAACAAAAAUGAAAAUGGUGAAUGGGAUUUCAGUUGGGAUGAAGACUCACUCCUUCUACAGCUUAAAGAUGGUUUAGGAGAAGAUUUUGAAGUGAUCUAUAUAGGUUGUCUUAAAGAAGAAAUUGACCCAAUUGAUCAAGAUGACAUAGCUCAAACUUUACUUGAGAAAUUCAAGUGUGUUCCAGCUUUUAUCCCAACUGAUCUUUUCAGCAAAUUUUAUCAUGGUUUUUGUAAACAACACUUGUGGCCUUUGUUUCAUUACAUGCUUCCUUUGUCACCUGAUUUGGGUGGAAGGUUUGAUAGGUCAUUAUGGCAAGCUUAUUUAUCUGUUAACAAGAUUUUUGCUGAUAAAGUUAUGGAAGUGAUUAGCCCAGAUGAUGAUUAUGUUUGGGUUCAUGAUUACCAUUUAAUGGUUCUCCCAACUUUUUUGAGGAAAAGGUUUAAUAGAGUUAAACUUGGGUUUUUCCUUCAUAGUCCUUUUCCUUCUUCUGAAAUUUACAGGACACUUCCUGUUAGAGAAGAGCUUUUGAGAGCUCUUUUGAAUGCUGAUCUUAUUGGGUUUCAUACUUUUGAUUAUGCAAGGCAUUUUCUUUCUUGUUGUAGUAGAAUGUUAGGUGUUUCUUAUCAAUCUAAGAGAGGUUAUAUUGGUCUUGAGUAUUAUGGUAGAACUGUAAGCAUUAAGAUUCUUCCUGUUGGGAUACAUAUUCGCCAACUAGAACUUGUUUUGAAUCUUCCUGAGACUGAAUUGAAGGUUGCAGAGUUGCAAUCUCGAUUUCGGGGUCAAACUGUGUUGCUUGGUGUUGAUGACAUGGAUAUCUUUAAGGGAAUUAGCUUAAAGCUUUUGGCUAUGGAACAAUUGCUUCUCCAACAUCCUGAUAAAAGGGGUAGUGUUGUUUUGGUUCAAAUCGCCAACCCUGCUAGAGGCCGAGGAAAAGAUGUGCAGGAGGUUCAAUCUGAAACUUAUGCAACUGUGUCUAGGAUCAACAAGACAUUUGGAAAACCGGGUUAUGAUCCCGUUGUUUUGAUCGAUUCCCCGCUUCAGUUUUUCGAGAGAAUCGCUUAUUAUGUGAUCGCCGAAUGCUGUCUUGUUACAGCAGUUAGGGAUGGAAUGAACCUUAUACCUUAUGAGUACAUAAUAUGCAGACAAGGGAACACAAAACUUGAUAAAACCUUAGGACUUGAUCAAACAACUCCUAAGAAGAGUAUGCUUGUUGUGUCUGAGUUCAUUGGUUGCUCCCCGUCCCUUAGUGGGGCAAUUCGAGUUAAUCCAUGGAAUGUUGAUGCUGUGGCUGAAGCAAUGGAAUCUGCAUUGAUCUAUUCUGAUUCUGAGAAACAGAUGAGGCAUGAGAAGCAUUAUAAGUAUGUGAUCACACAUGAUGUUGCUUAUUGGGCGAAAAGCUUUUUACAAGAUCUCGAACGCACUUGUAGAGAUCAUGUGAGGAGAAGGUGUUGGGGCAUUGGUUUCGGUUUGGGGUUCAGGGUGAUUGCCUUGGAUCCAAAUUUCAGAAAGCUUGGUGUUGAGCAUAUUGUUUCGGCUUAUAAGAGAACUAAGAACCGAGCAAUCUUGUUGGAUUAUGAUGGUGCUUUGAUGAUGUCGAGUUCAAUUAGUGCAACUCCUAACAGUGAAGCUGUUGAAAUAUUGGACAGUUUGUGCAAAGACCCCAAAAAUAUUGUUUUUCUUGUUAGUGGGAAAGACAGGAACACAUUAGUUGAAUGGUUUUCUUCAUGUGAAAAGCUUGGUAUUGCAGCUGAACAUGGUUAUUUUCUGAGGACAAAUGAUGAUGAUGAUUGGGAUACUUGUGUGUCAAUUCCAGACUUUGAUUGGAAGCAAAUUGCUGAGCCAGUGAUGCAGCUUUACGCCGAAACAACUGAUGGUUCUAGCAUAGAGGCGAAAGAGAGUGCUCUGGUGUGGAAUUACCAGCAUGCCGAUCCUGAUUUCGGGUCAUGCCAAGCCAAGGAGCUUCUUGAUCACUUAGAAAGUGUUCUUGCCAAUGAGCCAGUUUCUGUGAAAAGUGGUCCACACAUUGUGGAAGUUAAACCUCAGGGUGUCAACAAGGGUCUCAUAGCAGAGCGUCUCCUUUCAACAAUGAAACAGAAAUCGAUUCUUCCAGAUUUUGUACUCUGCAUUGGGGAUGAUAGGUCAGAUGAGGACAUGUUCGAGGUGAUAAUGAGCGCGAAGGACUCUCUCUCCCCAGUAGCCGAGGUGUUUGCUUGCACUGUUGGCCAAAAACCGAGCAAGGCUAAAUACUACUUGGAAGACACAACCGAGAUUCUUAGAAUGCUGCUCGGCCUUGCCACUGCAUCAGAGCAAGAGGCAGCUAGAAACGCCGUCCAAUCUUCUUUUCAUCGGUUGGCUAUUGGAGACAAGUAAAUAGGCAACUCUGUUUCUCUUCCUGAGACGAAAUACUAGCUAGUUUCCUUAAAUCAUUGGCAACUUUCAAUUUUAUGGAUGUCUUAAGAUCAAAAUUUGAUACAAAAAGAAGUUGUAUUGUUGAUGGUGUCUUUUGGUGAUUCUACAUUAUAUAGUGAAGAAAAAUGACCAUAUUCUUAGCUUUACAACAAGAGGUCUCAAAUCAAUUUGAGAGUUGUAAAUGAAUUAUGAAAACACAAAGUACCAUAAACAUUUAUAAUCUUUCAAAACUUGCAAGAACAUAGAUAUGUUUAAAAAGCUUUUAUCAUUGAUUAUGAAAUGAUUUCUUGGUUAGCAAGAAAACAAGUUGCCUAAAUAUGUUGUGUGUAGUUUGUAUGUAAGAUCUAUUUGAAUGUUUGGUACAUUUGCUUUUUUUUUUUUUGAACUAUAAUGUAAAAAUAUAUAUACAUGUAAAAAAAGUCUUGUAUUUGUUAUC